AUGACAAAGCUUUCCUUAUUCCAGCAAAUGCCCCCAUCUGAGCUGUUCCUACAGAACGGGCCAUUCCCUGCAAAAGGGCAGCCGAGUUUCCGAACCCGAAUGAUGAUGAUGAUGUCGACAAGCAGCCGCGGAUCGAGUUUCGACAUCGACAGCAUUGUUCCGCAGCUGUCACAUGAACGUCAUGCCAAGCCGUCAGAUGCAUCCUGCGAAAACAGAUCGAGCUUCGACAGCAGUAUAGUUGCAUUCUGUGUUGCCUGGAAGAGAUUAUGGCGGAACAUCAUCGCGAAGCGGACUCGGCUUCGAAUCCGAGCUGAAGGCAUAUUUUGCCGUGUUAUCAAAUUUUUGGUGUGCUCAGUGACCCUGGGACUAUUUGCAAAAACAAUAAAAGUGUCGGGAACGAACGCAGUUGGCUAUCCAUCGUUCAUUCAGUCGAGGAAAAUGUGGAACACAGGAGUGAAGAAGGAGAAGAGGGAAAAUCGGAAUGAAAAGACCCCGGGGGUAACAGGCGAGUUCCUCUGGAGUCGCCCGGGGUUUUCCAUUCCUUUCGCCUCCUCCCCCUGCUCGGCCAUUACGCGCUUAAUUACAACGCUGUCCCCGGGCUCAGGCCAACGGAAACGAUUAAAAACGAGUGUCUCCGUCGGAACAGAGCUGUGGACGGAGAAUCCGGCCGACGUCUCCAUCAUGUCUUCCCAUUGGGCCUUUGUUCUGGAUCUUUAA
Molecule: messenger RNA, 717 nt
Organism: Notodromas monacha
Lineage: Eukaryota; Metazoa; Arthropoda; Ostracoda; Podocopida; Cyprididae
Source: the annotation of a GenBank genome assembly